UGAGUGUUGGGUACUGAGAGUUGGGUGUUGAGCGUUGGGUGCUGAGUGCUGGGAGCUGUGUUGGGUACUGAGUGUUGGUACCGAGUGUUGGGUACUGAGACUACUGGGUGCUGAGUGUUGGGUACUGAGUGUUGGUACUGAGUGUUGGGUACUGAGUGUUGGGUACUGAGUGUUGGGUACUGAGUGUUGGGUACUGAGACUACUGGGUGCUGAGUGUUGGGUACUGAGUGUUGGUACUGAGUGUUGGGUACUAAGAUACUGGGUACCAUAGUACCUUAUGUUCACUGAGAGUGUUGUGUGCUGAGACUGUUAGGUGGGUGAGAGCCGGGUAGCAGGUAGCGGGUAGAGGGUACCUGGGUUUGGGGUACCUGGGUAGGGGUACCUGGGUAGUGGGUACCUGGGGAGAGGUUAGCGGGGUGCCACCAGUCUCAAUAUAGAGGAGUGGGGAGAGUGGUGGUAGAGUCUGAUGAUGGACUGGAAGGAAGGUCUGAGUGGGGGGGUGCACUUGCUGGAUGCUGCACCUCCUUCAGGUGAGGUGGUGGGUGGUGCAGCAGGUGAGGUAGUGGGUGGUGCAGCAGGUGAGGUAGUGGGUGGUGCAGCAGGUGUGGUGGAGGCACUGGCACCCAUACCUGCAGGUCUGGAGGCACUCUAUGCAAGAUGUCGCAGCAUCUACCCUGACCAGCCCAACCCUCUGCAAGUUACUGCACUUGUCAAGUUGGGUGGACCAGACCCUCUUGAUUAUAUUAGCAUGUAUGCCAACCCAGGAAACCCUAAAUUAAAUAUACCUUCUCAUUGGCAUUAUGUCAGCUUUGGCUGCUCAGAUCUUCAUGGUGAUGGUCGGGUUCACGAGCAGACAGGGCCAGAGAGCCCCAGUGGGUUCGGCUUCGAGUUAACAAUGCGCUUGAAAAAGGAAGAGGGUGAGAAGAGUCCACCCACGUGGCCCGCAGCGAUCAUGCAGGCCCUCUCCAAAUAUGUCUUCCAGUCUGAGUCGGUCUUGUGUGGGGAUCCGUGUCAUGGCACUGCCCCUUGGACAAAAGUGGCGCGGUUAACACAGUAA
Messenger RNA from Cherax quadricarinatus, 1057 nucleotides. NCBI's taxonomy places the organism in Eukaryota, Metazoa, Arthropoda, Malacostraca, Decapoda, Parastacidae. The record is from RefSeq and is a predicted model, not a curated record.